ACGGGUCCGGUGCGUGUGCGGUUUGCGCCGUCGCCGACCGGGUUCCUGCACCUGGGCGGACUGCGCACAGCCCUCUUCAACUAUCUUUUGGCGCGGCGCUACGGCGGACAGUUUAUCCUGCGGAUCGAGGAUACCGACCAGAAGCGGUUCGUUGCGGGCGCCACGGAGAACAUCCUGGCGACCCUGCAGUGGGCCGGGCUGGCGAUCGACGAGGGACCGGGCAAAGGCCCCGAUAAAUACUUCCAGUCGCAGCGCACCGAGCUGUACCAGAAGCACGCGCAGCUGUUGCUAGACAGCGGGCAUGCCUACCGGUGCUUCUGCAACUCGCACCGGCUUGAGCUCCUGCGGCAAGAGGCGACUGUGCAGGGCCGCGCGCCCAUGUACGAUAGGCGGUGCUUGCAUCUGUCGCAGCGCCAGGUGGACGAGAAGCUGCGGACGGGCGAGCCCUAUACGGUGCGGAUGAAGGCGCCGGGCGCUUUAACUGAGGCGGGGCGGGAGGUGGGCGAUGGAGUUCCGGGCCCGGCGGGCUUUGACGACGCCGUGCUGCUGAAGAGCGACGGGCUGGCCACGUACCAUCUGGCCAAUGUGGUGGACGACCAUUUGAUGGGGAUCACGCACGUGAUGCGCGGCGAGGAGUGGCUGAUCUCGACGCCCAAGCACCGCGCGCUGUUCCGGGCGUUUGGCUGGGAGCCGCCCGCCUACGCGCACCUGCCGCUGCUGAUGAACAGCGACGGGUCGAAGCUCUCGAAGCGCAACCAGGACGGGCCCGUGAAAAACUACAUUUCCGCUGGCUAUCUGCCGCAGGCGCUGGUCAACUACGUGGCGUUGCUCGGGUGGCACCCGGACAGCACAAAGGAGGUGUUUACAAUGCCCGAGCUCGAGCAGCAGUUUGCGCUGCGCGGGCUGAGCCGCAGCAAAUCGGCCGUGUCGCGGGACCGGCUCGACUGGCUGCAGAAGCAGCAUUUGCGCGCGGCCAUUCACGACGACCAGCAGGUGAUGGGCCUGGCGGAGCAGGCGCUGGCGGAGAUCAGGGGCGCUGAGGGGGCUGGUCGGGAGGGGCUGACCAGCGAGGCCGUAGUUGGGGCGCUCAGGCUGUGCGGCGACCGGCUGGCGCGCGCUGGCGACCUGCACACGACCGCUCCGUAUCUAUUUGGUGAUCCGGACCUGGAGUCGGAGCAGGCCCAGGGCGUU
Messenger RNA from Linderina pennispora, 1191 nucleotides. RefSeq lists its product as uncharacterized. Gene Ontology annotation, molecular function: glutamate-tRNA ligase activity; zinc ion binding; ATP binding. The record is from RefSeq and is a predicted model, not a curated record. Gene Ontology annotation, biological process: glutamyl-tRNA aminoacylation. The transcript has 2 exons. The annotation marks the transcript as partial. Lineage: Eukaryota; Fungi; Kickxellomycota; Kickxellomycetes; Kickxellales; Kickxellaceae.